Molecule: messenger RNA, 972 nt
Organism: Cryphonectria parasitica EP155
Lineage: Eukaryota; Fungi; Ascomycota; Sordariomycetes; Diaporthales; Cryphonectriaceae
Product: ankyrin
Exons: 1
Molecular function (GO): protein binding
Source: RefSeq, a predicted model, not a curated record
CUGCUCCAGAACAUAGACGUGAAGUACCGAUCCCAGGUUGUGAGCUUGCUCAAGUGGCUCGCCUCGUCGAAAGAGGUCCUCACGCUUGAAGAGUUCGCUGAAGUAUUUGUCCUCCGUCCCGAGCACGACGUCCCCCUCAACAAGUCAGAUCGGCUAUUCGCGCCUAAAAAUGUUCUUAGAUACGUGUCCAGCCUAGUCGUUACUCAAGACGGCAACCGCGGUUACAGCCCUGCGAAUGUCCGCCUAGCCCAUUUCACAAUCAAGGAGUACCUAACGUCUGCUCGUAUUGCCGAGGGCCCGGCCGCAACAUUCGCCUUCACUGAGCCCAAUGCCCACCUGCAUAUUGCGCACUGUUGCCUCGCCUAUCAUCACCAUCUCGUCAGCAUUUCCGAUGCAAACGAUGAAGAUUUCCCUCUGAGAGAGUACGCAAUCUACAACUGGAUGCUGCAUCUAGAGUUGGUGCAGCGCGAGUUAUGGCCGGACAAGCUCGCCCAACUUGCUGCACGCGCCCUCGCCACACGUAGUGAGAGCCUGCGCAUAAUCCUCGGAAGAAAUGGGAUUUUCUACCCGAAGAAACUCGAUUUUGGGGAACCAUGGUAUUCCAGGAUGCUACUGCGACCCCUUUGCUACACCGCCAGGCGCGGAUUCCUCGGGCUCACGAAACUGCUGCUCUCUGAGCACCCCGACACAAACCGGUACGUGACGCCUAAGGACCUGGAUACAGCGCUCCAGGAGGCGGCGUUUGGAGGUCAUGCGGAGAUCGUACAGGUCCUCCUUGACAGAGGCGCCGACGUUCGAGCGGAGGGCGGGACAUUUGGAGGCGCACUGCAGGCGGCGGCCUACAGAGGUCAUACAGCGGUUGUGGACCUCUUGCUCGACAGAGGCGCCGACGUGAAUGCGCAACACGGCAAGGUAGGGUCGGCCCUACAAGCCGCUGCUUCCAAACAACACUUGGACACGGUGCAGUUACUC